UUUGUUGUAAUUAACUGAAAAUAAUUCAGAGAUAAAAAAUACACGAUAUGAGAGACGGUGUUGAGCAUAAUAUCAAAUACGAAUAUAAAACUUUUGGUGAAACAUCUUCUGAACGAGAAGAAGAAAAGAAGUUCAUGAAAGAAAAAAUUUCAAGCAGACUGAAUCAACAAAAAUCAUCAAAACGGACCGAAGAGUAUUACAAGUCAUCAUCAGUUGAACUCAGAAUGCAAAGUCCCCGUGCACACCCAUCCAAGCAUCUUCAGUUACACUCCAUGAAAAAUCCUGCUAUUCCACAUUCGAUUGAUUCCCUGGUAAAUCGCAAUUCUCCCUUACAAAAUUGCAAAAUGUCUGGCUCCUCUUUACUGACACGAAAAGUCCACGAUGAAGAUGAAAGGCACGAAUACCGCGAAAAAGAUGCAGAAUCCAUAAUUCCUUACAAGAGAGUUAAAAGGGAAGUCGAUGAUUAUGAAAAAGUGAACGAAAAAUUGAUGCCUUCCGGCUUGUUUGAUUCUUAUAGCCGAUAUCACGGAAAGAAUGAUCUUACAUCAACAAAUGAUAAAAUUGUAACCGACCGAUCGAAUACAGCUUUACAAAAGCAUGACGACGUUAAACAGAUGUUGUCGUCUUCUAAUAUUUCGAGUCCAGACCACAGAACACAUUGUAAUGUUGGACGCACCGAAAGCAGCGAUAGUGGAGGAAAAUAUGACAUGUCUGACCCCUCCGCAGUUAGGCGCUAUAGAACAGCAUUCACCAGAGAACAAGUCGCUAGCUUGGAAAAAGAAUUCCUGCGAGAAAAUUACGUCUCCAGACCUCGCAGAUGCGAACUGGCUCAAGAGUUAGGUCUACCCGAAACAACGAUAAAGGUUUGGUUCCAAAAUCGUCGAAUGAAGGACAAGCGGCAAAGAAUGACGCACUCGUGGCCACUUGCUUUGAACCCUGUAUACGCAAUGUUAAUGUCACAGAUGUCUGUUAAUGCUCCGAAUCCUCUGUUUACAUUGCCACAUUAUUAUGCAGAUCACAGAUUCCCAGGACCACUCUCCUUUCAUCCUGCAUUGACUGGUAGCAUGGUUCCCCCGGUUGUCUCUUCAACGUCGCCAGAACAUAGUACAUUGUCAAGAACAUCUUCAUUAUCUCCUACUGAGGACACAGCUUACCCGAUUCGACCGCAAGCAUUGCUAGCAAAUGGGUAUUUAUCUCGUAAAGAUGCGGUUUCCAAAUUUCCCGAUGGGCAAGGAGUUUCUCCUACUAGUAGAUCGAACAAAUCGGAUACACGUGAAAACAUUUGCAUGGAUGAAGAAUUGAAAAUGGUAGAAAGAUCUCCAUUUAACCCACUGCGAACCGAAUUUGACGUGCCCAACAAGCUUUAUCAGAGAAGAGCCUCUCUUGUGGACAAUGCGCAGUCUCCUUACUUUUCGAUGCUGGCGGCACAAACAUUGGGUCACCAAAAGUCGCACGCAUACUGUACGCCGCAACUUAGUCCGUCUGCAUUUUAUCCACGUAUUGGAAUGUUCUCUAGUGAUGUCCAGGAAACCUAUAGACUUGCUUUUGGCCACGGAAUUUCUCUUUCUGCGCAGAACGCCGUUCCAUACCCGAGGGAAAUCUGUCCCGAUCUGUCUCGUGCCCCAAGCGCAUCGAACACACCGUCACCCGAUGACACAACCUCUAUGAUUACCAAUCGCACAAAGAGCGAUUUAUCUUACACGCGCAAUGCCCAUCAUGUAACUACAACUCCUCCGAUGAAGACAUAAUGUAUGUCUGAAAACCUAUUUAACUAUAAAUAUAUAUUCGAUGUAAUAACGUCACAUCACUGAAAGGCAUGGUGACUAUGCACGUCUAUGCACUGUAUCGGAAUGCGCUAAUCAUUUUGAUGUAUUGGUAGACAGUAUUUCAUAAAGAUGGAAAUAUCAAAUUGCACUCAUUUGAGUAAGUAAUAUUUUUAUUUCAAGUGUGGAUCUUUUGUAGAAAGCCUUCGCCAUCGCUAACGCGGUGAGCGCAGUCCGCAGUGCUUCAAAACUUGGCGGGGGUGUUGUUUUCGUCAAAUCACACAUUUUCGCAUUAGUAGGGGGAUUUCUACAAACGAUUCUUGAGUGUUUUCUGAUUUAUUUUCUGAUUUUAUCAUUUUAUCUGAUUUACGUGUAUAUCAGUUUUUAUUUUUUGACUUGUACCAGUGUAUUAUCUUCUUCGUCAUUCUGUAAUUUCCUAUUAACUGGAUUUUAAAAUGCUCUCUAUGUAGUACCAUUUAAUAAAGCAUUCUAAAGCGAUCCGAUAAAAAUGAAAUAUUGCUCACAAAUUUAAUCGUUGGUGGGCAAUUUAAAAGUUGAAUCUUCGUGGGCUCUGAUCUUCGCAUGGGCUUGCAGUAACUGAAGCAACAUCACUCAGUUAAAUUUGAUUUACCCAUUAGCGCAUGCAUAAUAAUGAGUGAAUAAAAACACAUUCUGUGACAGAAAACGAGAGAUUGGAAAAUGCGAGAAAGAGCCAAUUGAAUGAAUAAAUAAUGAUAAAUAAAUGUGGUUAAAACAUUUGCUAGGAGAAAUUUUUUAUUGCUGGGUUAAACCGUAAAUAUGGUUGAACAUAUUUUGCAACUGUAAAUGAAUUAAUUUUAAAUUGUAGAGUAAAGAUUUGUUACUG
Styela clava is the source of this 2628-nucleotide messenger RNA. RefSeq lists its product as uncharacterized. Gene Ontology annotation, biological process: regulation of transcription by RNA polymerase II. Gene Ontology annotation, cellular component: nucleus. The record is from RefSeq and is a predicted model, not a curated record. Gene Ontology annotation, molecular function: RNA polymerase II cis-regulatory region sequence-specific DNA binding; DNA-binding transcription factor activity, RNA polymerase II-specific. Lineage: Eukaryota; Metazoa; Chordata; Ascidiacea; Stolidobranchia; Styelidae.